This is a messenger RNA of Nanorana parkeri, 4036 nucleotides long. RefSeq names its product zinc finger protein 335 (gene ZNF335). Bases 1 to 3990 code for a protein of 1329 amino acids. The record is from RefSeq and is a predicted model, not a curated record. Gene Ontology annotation, molecular function: RNA polymerase II cis-regulatory region sequence-specific DNA binding. Gene Ontology annotation, cellular component: nucleus. Gene Ontology annotation, biological process: regulation of gene expression; positive regulation of neurogenesis; brain development. NCBI's taxonomy places the organism in Eukaryota, Metazoa, Chordata, Amphibia, Anura, Dicroglossidae. The transcript is spliced from 28 exons.
AUGCAGUUGGUCACUCUUAUUCCACGCCCAACCAUCCACUUAAUCCCUUACAUGGCAGCCGCUCAGGGUCUAUGUCUUGGAAUGGAGGAAGGAAUUAAUCUGAAAAUUGUGGACAUAUCUGGUACCGAUAGGGUACAAGAGGACAUCACUGUGUCCAUAAGUGCUGGUGGCACUUUCCGGGCACUGAUGCAUUCAACAUCGCAGGAGACCAGCAUGGCAACAGACACACAGACAGUUGAGUCAAGUACCAACAAGAUUAAGAAACAUGAACUGAAAAUAAUUGGAAAUGAUUUAGUAGCAGAAGAUCCAUAUGGGAAGGGCAACGUGGAAGUCCAGAAGCCAAGCAUCAUUCCAAGUCAAGACAGCAUGGACAUAGAAGAGUCAAGUGUAAUAAAGAAUACAAAUAACAGUGGAGAUGGUGACCUUAGUGAAACACUUGAUAGACCACAAAAUCUGAUCAUAAUACAGAGACUAGAAGAUGAGGCUAAUAAUGAAGUAUCAGUGAGUCUCAUGUCUUCUACAAAGAACACAGAACAGCUUGACAUUGAACAAAGUCCAAUCAGCAAGGCCUUACAGGAAGUGACUCAAUGCCUAAUUAUUGAUAACCAACAUUUGGAGAGAAACACAGACAAACCUAUCACAAAUCAUACACAGAACAACCAAACUGAUAGUAAAGAGAGAGAUCCAGAAACCUGUUUUUACAAACAAGCCAAUCAAGAAAUAGUACCAGUGAUGGCCUCUAAUAACAAUAGUAUUCCUGGGACAAGAAUCCAGGAGGGGGCAGUAUCUAAUGUACAGAUGCUUUCCUGUCAGUCCAACUCAUGUUCUGUACCUGGGGUGUGCAGCAUCUGCCAGUCAGUCCUCACCCAGUCACCUCAAACCAUCAUCCUGCCCCCUGAUGUCUCAGGAACUUCUUAUCCUGUUAAUUUUGUGGAUCGCAUUAUUCAUGGAUCAAACAAUCCUCAACUUAUUCAAGGUUGUAUUGUUGCUAGUUCUGAGGGCAGGAAUUCUCAGAUCACUCAGUACGUGAUCUUGGAGGAACCAGAGAAUGUUCAAACUCGUUACCCUGUGACUAUUAGUCCAACUGAUGCUAAUAAGGCUUACACACCUCAAUCAGCUGAUGGCCCUGUGGCAGCCACUGACUUGGAUGCAUUGGAGGGUAUGAUGGAAGUGGUAGUUGUCCAUCAGUACAAGUGCAAGAUGUGCCCAUACAAGAGUGCCUUAAAAUCCACUCUCCUUCGUCAUGUGAAAGAGCGUCAUGUGCCAACAGCCUGUGAAGACAAACGAGUGUCUCGUAAAGCAGUAAGACUCCGAGAAGAGGAGGAGGAUGAAGAUGAAGAUGAUAUUGUGGAUGCUGGAGCCAUAGACGACCCUAACAAUGACAGCGAUUACAGCCCAGGAAAAGAUGUCACCCAUAGUCGCCAUUUUGAGGGUGGUGAUGGGGCUUUGGUUAAAGAGAGGCCGUGUAGACGACGUGGACGACCACGUAAGAUUCCACGCAUACAAGGACCCGAACAAGACAGCGGUCCACCAAUACUUGUAGUUGAGAGCGAACCUGAAAUUCUUGUUGUUCUGUCUGAUACUGAAAACAAAGAAGUCUCAAUCAUCCCUCCUAAGGAGGAACCGAAAAUACCCGCUAGGCGACGUGGGCGCCCACCCAAACACCUCAUGGGUAAAAAUUACCGUCGCUACAAAGGCCAGAGGCGUUAUAAAUCUCCAAGUAAGCCACUGCUCAGACCUUUCAUGUGCCGUAUCUGUGGCUCCCAUUUCCUCACACGGGAAGAUUAUAGCUUUCAUGUGAAUUCACACGAUGGCAAUGACCCCCAAACAUUCCAAUGCCAGCAGUGUAAUUACCAAUGCCGAAGAUGGUCUUCAUUAAAGGAGCACAUGUUUAACCACCAGGGAAAAAAGCCAUACAAAUGUGACCAGUGUGACUACACAAGUGUCUACAAAAAGGACGUGACGAGACACUCUGUUGUGCAUAAGCGGGAUCGCGCCAGAAAAGAGGAGGAAAUUACAAAAAAAUGCACUUAUCCGUGUCCUAUCUGUAAUCGGGUAUAUAAUUUGCAGAAGAGGCUGACACAGCAUUUGAAAUCACACAGCAAUGACAAGCCACACAUGUGUGACAAGUGUGGUAAAGCCUUUAAGAAGCGAUACACCUUUAAGAUGCACCUUUUGACUCACCUGGAAUGUGUGGAAGAGAACAGGUACAAGUGUGAGUUCUGUGAAUACGUGAGCGAAGAUCGAAAACAGCUACUGAAUCACCAGCUCACCCACAUGAAUGACACGCCGUUUAACUGCAAUCAGUGCCAAUAUCGUACAUUAAGCCAGGACGCCCUACUUUCUCACCAGGCCAUCAAGCAUGCAGCUGGCAAACCCUUUGCUUGUGAAUACUGCCACUUCACCACAAAGCAUAUGAAGAACCUGAGUCUUCACGUCCGGAGUCGCCAUACUUACUUGUUUCAGGAGUGGUCGCAGCGCCAUACUGAGGAGACACGUUGUCGCCGCCGGCCAUAUUUUUCUCACCAGCAAAUUGAGCAACUGAAGCUGCAGCAGCAAGACCAAGCUGAAGCCCAGAACCCUUCGGAGCCCUAUGCAGAACUCACCUAUCACCUGCUACACCCACAAUCUCAGGAGGAAACGCAGGUAGAGGAUACACUGGAAGGUGCUACUAUCAUAUAUGAACAAGAUGGAGAAGGAGAUGAACUUGCAACUCAAGCUGCUCUCGAUCUCCUUUUGAACAUGAGUGCCCAGAGAGAUGUCAGUGGAGGACCACUAAAAGUGGCAGUGGUUAAAUCGAUGGACAACCAGCAAUCAGAGGUCACAUCACAGGAGCCUCACAUGGCUCAAGUGCUAACGCUGCACAUGGAUGACAGACAAGUCACGGACAUGCAAGAAGCAACUUAUGAAGAGUCUGCUGUGUCAGAGGCUGGCUAUGAAGGAGAAGUGCAGCAAAUCACUAUCAAUACAGCCUUCACCACUGCAGAAUACAGCCUUGUAAAUGCAGAGAGCAUGCAAGCACCACUAUGCAGAACUUCACAAAUACACCUGAGUGACAGUGGAAAGGAUGGGAAUACCCUCCAGAUCCUGAACAAGGCACCACAAGUCACUGAAAGCCAGGAUCAAGCUCUGCCUUUAGGUAAGAAGUACUCUUGCAAAAUUUGCAAGUGUACCUUCUGGGGCCGGGCAGAAAUGGAAAUUCACAAAAAGGCACAUAUUGAAGGGCGCGACGGGUUCAAAUGCCCAGAUUGCAAUUACACUGCAGACGAUUGGACUGAGGUCAGGGAUCACAUGUCUGUACACUUCAACCUCCGGCCUCACCGCUGCAAUCAGUGCAGUUUUGCCUCCAAAAAUAAGAAAGAUCUAAGUCGACAUUUAAUGACUCACGCUAACCUCAGGCCCCAUUUAUGUACUUUGUGUGGACAGAGGUUUUCCAGAAAAGGCCACCUAAAAUUCCAUAUUGAGCGGCUGCACACAGAAGUCAGUUUAGAGCAGCCUGAGCAAUCAGAACAUUCAUCUCUACCAGCCCUGGAUGAAGAGCACAUAUACCUAACCCAGGAGGAAACCAUGAGUACUCAGGAUGACACGGCUUAUAUUCAGGAAAUUACAACUGCCGAUGGACAGACCCUUCAGCAGCUGGUCACAUCGGACAGCCAGGUGCAGUAUAUUAUAUCACAGGAAGAUGUUCCUCAUCUAAUUCCCCAAGAGUAUGUUGUGCUCCAAGAAGGCCACCAUAUUCAGGUUCAGGAUGGACAGAUAACUCACAUUCAGUAUGAACCAGGAGGACCGUUCCUCCAGGACCCUCAGAUUCACUUUGUGCCCAUGUCAUCUUCGCAGCAGCUUCUCACGCAAGAGCAGCUUGAAGCGGCAGCCCGUUCUGCCGUUACAGCUGUGGCAGAUGCAGCAAUGGCUCAGACUGUGUAUACGGCGGAUACAGACUCGGCUCUUCAGCAGGAAAUACAGUAUGAUGUGAUCACUUUGGGAGAAUAAUCGCACCUACGGCUCACCUUUCUUGGUUCCCUCCUAUGUCACCACU